AGCUGCACCGUGGCGUCCCCCGAGUCGACCUCCCCGCCCUCGCACCCGCCCCCGCCGAUCAGCAUCCCGCCGUUGCCGCUGCACCUGCGGCGGAAACUGCACCGCGAUGUGAACGUCAAGGUGGCGCCGCCGGCCGCCUCCACGCCCACCGUCGACGAGAACUGGGCCUUCAUGGACAUCCUGCCCCCGGCCCCCGUCCUGCCGCCCCCGCCGCCGCCCCACGUCGCCCGCCAACACCAGCAGCAGAUCCAGCAGGCCAUCGAUUGCUUGAGCCGGCGGCCGCCGCCGGUGCCGCCGCGGGUGCCGCCGCCGCCGCCGCUGCGGACGCAGGACUCGACGGUGUCGAGUUGCGACAGCUACAGCCAGAACUCGUCGCCCAGUUACAAAAGCAUGGAGGCGCCGCUGCUGCCGCCGACGCCCGUCGCCCGCAAGCCGCCCAAACAGGUCGACGCCGGCAAGGACGUCGUCGGCACCGUCGCCCUCCUCGGCGCCGCCAAGGUCGCCGGCCUCGCCGCCGACAUCAACGGCGCCGCCACGCCAGCCAGUCUGCAGGCCGUCGUCAAAAUCACCGGCUCCAACCUCUCUCUCCACCACAGGAUCUUGCGGGACAUGCGUCGUCCGUCGGCCAAGCGCUGCCUCUCCACCAAGGACAACGUGCGUUUCCGGAUAAUCCAGCUGGUGGUGAACGUGGUGGUGCUGAUCGCCAUCGGCAUCGCCCUGGCCGUCUACCUGCGCAGCCAGCAGAAAGAAUUGGCGCCGCAGAUCCGGUACAUCAACCGCACGGUGACCACCACGAUCGCCAUCAUGCCCAAGGACGACAACCCGAACCCUGGCCAGUGCCUGCCCGUCAUCGCCCCCCUCUGCCUCAAACACAGGGUGCCCUACAACUACACCAGCUUCCCCAACUACUUCGGACAGGUCUCGCAACGCGACGCAACCUCGGAACUGGAAGUUUACGACGCCCUGGUGGACGUGCGGUGCUACGAGUUGGCGGCCCUUUUUCUGUGCACCCUGUUCGUGCCCAAGUGCAGGUCGGACGGAAACACCGUUCCCCCCUGCAAGAACCUGUGCGAAGAAACUUGGAAGAGAUGCAAAUUCUUCGUGGACGUGUUCGCGCUCAAGUUCCCCGACGAACUCAGCAAAUGCAAAAUGCUGCCCAACUCGAACGACCCCGAGGUGUGCGUCGGCAAGAAGGAGGUCAUGGACGUCGUUUCCAGGGCAAAAAAACCAGAAUGCAAGGACGGAUUUCAGUGCGACCGGACGCGUUGCAUUCCGAGUGAUUGGCGGUGCGACGGACACAUCGACUGCGAGGACCAGACCGACGAGCUCAAGUGCAAAGGGUGUCCUGAAGGUACAAAGAAAGGAUCAAAUGUAAAUUUGAAAAUCAACGUUUUGUCCUCAGGAAUGAUCCACUGCGGCAGGAGAAAGUGCAUCAAGAACAGCCACAUGUGCGACGGAAUUUCAGACUGCCCCUACGGCCAGGACGAGCGCAAUUGCUUGCGGCUGAGCAAGCGGAUGGGUGACGAGGCGCACGGGAUGCUGGAGGUUUACCACCCUCAGCGUGCGGCGUGGCAACAGGCGUGCGUGACGCGGUGGGACCAGGCCAUCAGCCCCACGCAGGUGUGCCGCCUCCUCGGCUACAGCGAGUCGAACCACAGCCGGCCGCUGAUGGUGCUGGAGCAGGCCAAGGCGCCCAAGCUGGCGUUCAACAAGGCGGUGCCGCCGCUGCCCGUGAUCGGCCUCGGCUGGACCAGCCACGAAGAGCCGCGCACCGCCGGCAGUUUGCUGCUGCAGAGCCAGCUGCUGCAGGACGUCCGGUCCUGCCCCGGACACAACUUUCCCACCGUCGAGCUCUCCUGCAAGGACUACGCGUGCGGUCGGCGUCGGUUGGCUGAGCGGCCGAGCAACAGCAGGAACUCGAAGCGCAUCGUCGGCGGCACCGAGUCGGCGCCGGGCGACUGGCCCUUCCUCGCCGCCCUCCUCGGCGGACCCGAACACGUUUUCUACUGCGCCGGCGUCCUCAUCUCGGACCAGUGGGUCCUCUCGGCCUCGCACUGCGUCGGAAAUCAAUCGGACCCUUCGGGAUGGACGAUCCAGCUGGGCGUGACCCGGCGGCAAUCGCACUCGGUGUUCAGUCAGAGGGUCCAAGUGCGCCGCGUGGUUCCGCACCCGUUCCACAACAAGGGCACCACCCAUGACAACGACGUCGCCCUCUUCCAGCUGCAAAAGCGCGUGACCUUCCACGAACACCUGCUGCCCGUUUGUCUGCCGCCCGAAAACCACAAACUGGAGCCGGACACGCGGUGCACGGUCAUCGGCUGGGGCAAGCGCGAGGACAACGACGUGGAUUACGAGCCGGUGAUCAACGAGGUGUCGGUGCCCAUCGUCGAGAGGCGCGUCUGCAACACCUGGCUCGAGGAAAACAACGUCAACGUCACCGAGACCAUGAUUUGCGCCGGCUUCGAACAGGGAGGCAGAGACGCUUGCCAGGGCGACUCUGGCGGUCCGCUGCUGUGCCGCGACCUGAAGCGCGAGGGCGCGUGGUUCGUGGGCGGCAUCGUGAGCUGGGGCAUCAAGUGCGCGCACCCCCGCUUGCCAGGGGUGUACGCGUACGUGCCCCACUUUGUGCCGUGGAUCAAGAGGGAGAUGCAGCGCUACUCGGACUGACAGCAGCGAGGUCGCGACCGGGGCCGCCCCUAGACCCUGAUUUUCGCCGCCCCUGCCGCUGGUCGGCGGGCGCGUCACCCCCACCCCCUCACAUCGCACAAAUCUCGCGCAAGGUCGUUCUUCCUUCGUUUCACUACGCAAUUAUUCCUUUUUGCAAGGGCAGAUUUUGAGAGACAACGCGCAGGGCCGCUCUCUCCAAAAAAAAAAUCAACCAACCGUCUCGUUUUUGCUUCAGGCCUAAGAAAAACAAACACUAAACAAACAAUGGCACUACGCGAGAGUUUUCGUACUUGAGAGAACAAAACAAAAAAAAAAUCCAAGAACAGAGAUGGUAUUUUUAAGAGAAAAACUUUUUCACCGUGAAAUUAUGGAUGGGGUCUCUGCUCUUUCAUUGAAUACAAGAGUGACAGAGUUUUAAAGGGCGUCUCCAGUUUGGAUUUUUAUUUUUGAAUUUGAAAGAAUGCACAAUCCCACGACUAAAUUGAAAUUGCAAUCAACAAAUGCUCAUUUAUAAGGGUUAAGAAACGGAUGUUCAUACUUUCCCGCCAAAAGCAUUAGAAUCUUAAGGGAAAAGUCUCAAUUUCUAGGACUUGUUUAUUGGGUUGAAUUGGAAUUUUUUUGCCUUUUUCCAAAUAAAUCGUGAAAUUUUGUGUUGGUUCUUUUGAAAUCAGAAAUAAAACGACAUUAUUGGGGAGGAGAGGGUUUUAAUCAAUUUGUACGAGACCCGACGAGAGAUCGAAUUUUUACACUGAGAGAGAAAGAUGAGUAUUUUUUCCAGAGACAGGUAUAAUUUUGAACGGUUGGUGGUCACACGGAGACAAUACGCAGACUAGUUAAAUGUAGUAGAUUAGGAACGGGGGGCGACGGCCAAAAUCAACAAGAAAUUCGCAGCUAGCGCAGUACAAAAUCGCAAUAAACUCCAAAUCGAAAUUUGUCCAAUAUUGAAAGAAGAUUUUGGCCGCGCUCGUUGCGGAGACGUCGAUGUAAAAUUGUGUACUACAUAAGCCUUAUUGUGCUCAAUAACCGCAGUUCAUCCCACACAUGUCGAGAGAUCAACUAUAACUAUAGUUGUGUACUAAUUAUAUAUAUUCAAUGAAUGUUUCAAAGUCGAGAUUUACGCACAAACACGUGUCAUAUAUUAUUAUAUUUAUCGCGCUAAUGUACUCGUAUUUUUAAGCAAGUGAGAGGGCAAAAGUUAAAGCGGAUUAUUUAAAAAGAGGGGGAAAAAAGUGUGCUUUGGUUGAUCGCUUUAAUCGUGUGUAUUUCUCACCAAGCAAAAUCGAAGCAGUUUUACCAUGAAUUGGCGCGCGUUCCGUCGAAAUUUUAAAUCAGAUACGUGUGUGCAUGGGUAUAUUUCUAAUGAGCGUCAACGCAUAUUUUUGUAAUCUGUGUGCCAGUGACAACUUUUACGUCUCUCUCACUUUUGAUUUUGGGUCAAUCACAUGAUACACGAAUGUCGAGACAGGACAAUAUAUAAUAUUAUAUUUUAGUCGAGACGCGGAAUUGUCGAGAAAAGUACGAUAAUAAUUAUUAAUAUAGUAAGGCGCGCAUCAAUAUCGCUGUGAAAUGUCGUAGUAUUGGCUGUAAAAUCAAUCAAUUAACUCUCUCGAUAGGGUGUGUAUAAUUAAACUAUAUCCAACUCGUGCUUAAUUCUCCCUCGGUAGGCGAGACCCGGCGCCAGCGGACCGCACCAAAUUCAUAUCAAAAGCAGUCUAAAUUCACAUAUCAUUUGUAACUUUGGCCGUGUCAAUUCACUCAUUGAUUAAAGAAGAUGGAACCUCCUACAAAUUAAUUUUCAAAAGCUUCAAAUUUAAGUAGAAUGCACACAAAAUCCUAUUCAAUUCUACUCAAAUAUGGUAAUCAAAAUCGAGUUAAAUUAUCAUUUUCCAUUAAUGAAAUCAUUGGAAUAGACCAAAUUUUCAGUCAUUGUGACGCUAUUUUGAAAGCAAAUAUUAUUUUCAAAACACCUUGUUCAAAGAUUUUGAUGAUUUGAACUUUUUUUACAAAAUGACAAGGGCAUAUUUUGGCUAUCUCUGAUUUUUCUUCAGGUUGCCUAUUUUCAAGGGGCUCAAACUUUCUAUUUUGACCUUUCACCAGGGUCAGUGACCUUUGACUUAGGAACUUGGUGACUGUUAAGAAAAGAUAGCUUGGCUCAAUACCUCCAACCUCCCACCGAAAAAAUUAAAUAUUUAACCCAAAUUAAUUUUGCGGCAGUUUUAGUAAACCCUAAUUUAUCUCUGUCGGCCAUAUUUGAAUUUGAGAAAUACAAUUUGUUUCAAUCAUCGUGAAAUAUCUUUCCACAAAUCAAUUAUAAUUACAAGUGUUCAUAAAUUAACUUCAUUUUCUAAAACAACGUGUUAAAAAUAACCUUUUUUUAAUGUACAAUGUAACUUUUCUAAAAAUUCUACGUGUUGACCCCUAAUUUUGAGGUCAUCAAAAUGAUCCAUAUAUGUGUUUUGUGGAGGAUUUGAGGUGGUUCCAUCCUCUUUGAAUAUGAUUUUGGUGGGAAAAAAGUGCGGUGCGAUCUUGGCCGCGGGUCGAGCGCGAUUUAGGGUGCAAUUAUUGGGAGUUGCGAGCUGCUCAUUGACAGACACACGUGUUUUAGGCCUCUACAAAAGAAAAGUAUAAAUCUGAAUGUGGUCCACUAGCUGUUAACUUUAUGAAUCUCGCUCGCGUACCAUAUACUCAAUUACUUAAGCAACCUGCACGUAGGUUCAACUGAGACGCUUCCAUAUAUAUUUCUGACCAGACACACAGACACGAGUCUUUUUCUCUAGCUCAGCACAAUCCACUCUACAAUUAUAAGUGUGUACAUAUUUAUAAAUGUAUGGUGUGUACACAUCACACCUGCAGUAGGUAUAUCUAUGAUAUAUAAUUAGCAAAUUAACCGGUUUUUAGACAGCGCAGAGUGGCUCGCUCCGAUCUGAAAACUUAGAAAACUAUAUAAAUAAAUGCUCAACGUCCGCGGAUGGCCUCUAGAGAUAAAAAUCCAAACCUCCCCUCUCUUGUUUGAGCCACCCUGGACCUUCUCCUCCAUUCAUCAUUGCAGAGAACAUUUUAUCCGCGCGCAUUUGUAGCUCGUAAGAUUUUGUACCGAACGUUUUUCAAGAAAAACCCCAAAAUUUUUAGGGCUUCUAUAACUAUUCAUACGUGUGCGUGUGUGUUUGGAAUUCAAAUUAUUUCGUUUAAUUGUGACCAUUUACAGACCUACCUUGGGACGGCGUUGACAAAUUGGAUACCUGACACACGUAACUUGUAAUCAAUUCUUGUUGCUAAAUGAGUAAAGGCGUUGACACAUUUCAAAUUUUACACAGACAAAAAUUUAUCAGGCUGCGUCCAGGAAACGUUUGGGAUUGAUUUUGAACGAAAAUUUUGAAAUAAAUUAAACCAUUCUCGGUUUAAAAUAAUCCCCAUAAGUAUGGAUUGACAUUCAGAUUUCAAAAUUCAAAAAUCUUGAAAAUUUGCCGGAUUUUGAGCUUUUUUGAAAAAAAUUUCAAAAUGAGCAAAGCUUGCUUGGAAAUUAAAAUAUAAAGAAAGCAUUUUUACGUAAGAAAAACGGCAAAUUUUUACCACUUUCAAAGCUUCAAAUGAGGAUAUCUCAAACUCAACGUCACAAAUUUUUAGUAUGUUAUUGAAUUUCUUACUGUUUAUGACUUGGGCUUCCUUUUUUUUAUUUAGCACUUUCAUAUCCAUGGGAUGGGCAGCCUCUAUGACAAUUUUGAGGUCAUUGAGGUGUGACCUUGAACAUCUAUCUAUGACGUCAAGGUCAAUGGGAAAGUUGUUUGCAGCGAAAAGUUAUGAAACUACGUGAAAAUGCUUUUUUUUCUUAUUUCAUAUCUAAGCAGGAAAUUUUAUCAAAAAAAGUCCUGAAUCCAGCGCAUGUUCAAAAUUUUUACAUGAAAUUUUGGCCCUUAAACAUUUCAACCAUAAUGACGGUUUGAUUCCAAAAGUUUAAAUUAAAAUCAUCUCAAAUGUCUCGUGGACGCAGCCAUGCAAUUAUAUAUGAGCCGCCCUAUAGAUGGUUUUUAAAUAAGAGUUUGUGACUGAAUUUGUAUUCAAAGCGCGUUGUUUUUAUAGCAAUUUUCCUCUUUAUCAUUAAAAAGAAUAUUACAAUCUCGGCACGGAGGAGGAAUAAAAGCGAGCUAAAUGUCAAUUGCAGUAAGUGUAGAAACCUUACAAAAACUGUAGUCAAUAUAUCGAACGAUGAGUAAAAGUGGAAACUAUUUACUUUGCGUUAGGAAAGUCAAUUCAUUGCCCCUUUUCGCUUGAUAGGUUUUUCUCCUCACAGACGCUGUGUAAAAAUUAUUCACUUGUGAAAAAAAAACUUGGAACUAUAUUUUAGCGCUCACAUCCCGCACUAAGCAAGAUUUAAGCAUAGCAGCCCUACGCACGAGAUGACAUAUCUAUUUUGCUGGACACUGUGUUACAUAACUAAAAAGUGAUUGUUGUUGAUGGGUAGGCGCGCGGCGACGGCGACGGCGACUCGCGCAGCCAUUGCCGCAUAUAAUAACAUUAUUAUGUUGGUUGCUUUUCUAUGUUUAGACGAACUCUGCAGACAAUAAAAAUACACUAAGUGAAAAACAAAGUCGAGCCAUAACAUUCAGUGGAAUAAAAACAAAACCAAAACAAAACACGUUCGUUUCAUUUCGAUGCAACCCGCAGCACUUCGAAGACCGGCGGGAUGCAUAACUAAC
Molecule: messenger RNA, 7361 nt
Organism: Neocloeon triangulifer
Lineage: Eukaryota; Metazoa; Arthropoda; Insecta; Ephemeroptera; Baetidae
Product: atrial natriuretic peptide-converting enzyme-like
Biological process (GO): proteolysis
Cellular component (GO): membrane
Molecular function (GO): serine-type endopeptidase activity; protein binding
Source: RefSeq, a predicted model, not a curated record